AAAUAUGACCCACCGCGUUGGUUUGGCUGUUGCCCUUUUGUGCCUGGGAUUAAUGGACCCUCCUGUAACGGGAAUUUUUAUGGACAAACUCGCCAGUAAGAAGCUGUGUGCAGAUGAUGACUGCGUCUACACCAUUUCCCUCGCCAGAGCAGAAGAGGAUUAUAACGCUCCAGACUGCAGAUUCAUUAAUAUUAAAAAAGGACAACUGAUUUAUGUUUAUUCAAAACUAGUGAAAGAAAAAGAAUCUGGAGAAUUCUGGGCUGGGAGUGUUUAUGGAGAAGAGUACGAAGACCAUAUGGGGACAGUUGGUUAUUUCCCAAGCAGUUUAGUCUCGGAACAACAUGUCUAUCAGGAAGCAAAUAAGACCGUUCCUACAACGGACAUUGAUUUCUUCUGCGAAUAGUGCCGAAAGUGGCUAGGUAGCUCUAGGCUGCUACAAGAAA
This is a messenger RNA of Nothoprocta perdicaria, 443 nucleotides long. RefSeq names its product otoraplin (gene OTOR). The transcript is spliced from 4 exons. The coding region runs from base 5 to 403 and encodes 132 amino acids. The record is from RefSeq and is a predicted model, not a curated record. NCBI's taxonomy places the organism in Eukaryota, Metazoa, Chordata, Aves, Tinamiformes, Tinamidae. Gene Ontology annotation, biological process: cartilage condensation. Gene Ontology annotation, molecular function: protein binding.